Messenger RNA from Jaculus jaculus (lesser Egyptian jerboa), 2527 nucleotides. It is a transcript of the gene Ildr1, whose product is annotated as immunoglobulin like domain containing receptor 1. Gene Ontology annotation, cellular component: plasma membrane. Bases 174 to 1829 code for a protein of 551 amino acids. The record is from RefSeq and is a predicted model, not a curated record. Gene Ontology annotation, molecular function: high-density lipoprotein particle receptor activity. Lineage: Eukaryota; Metazoa; Chordata; Mammalia; Rodentia; Dipodidae. The transcript has 8 exons.
GCGACCCAAGGGCGGAGGGGCUGCGCGGGACCGGCGGGGACCCCCCCUCCCCCGGGCUGGAGAGGGGACACCCGGGACUCUUCGGAGAUGGACGUCCAGGGGCGGCAGGUGAUGGAGAAAGACCCGGCGCCCCGAACCCCUUGAGCCUCCCUUGAGACCCGAGUGAGGCCAGCAUGGGCCGAGGGCUGCCCGCAUCCUGCCUGCUUCUCCUCGGCUGGCUCCCGGCAGGGUGCCUGUCCUUGCUGGUCACCGUCCAGGACACGGAGCGCUAUGUGACCCUGUUUGCCUCUGUCACCCUCAAAUGUGAUUACACCACCUCUGCUCAGCUCCAGGACGUGGUGGUGACGUGGCGCUUCAAGUCCUUCUGCAAGGACCCCAUCUUUGACUACUUCUCUGCCUCGUACCAGGCAGCUCUAUCCCUGGGCCAGGACCCCUCCAAUGACUGCAAUGACAACCAGAGGGAAGUUCGCAUCGUGGCCCAGCGGCGGGGGCAGAACGAGCCAGUGCUGGGGGUGGAUUACCGGCAGCGAAAGAUCACCAUCCAGAACCGAGCUGACCUUGUGAUUAAUGAAGUGAUGUGGUGGGACCAUGGAGUCUACUACUGCACCAUUGAGGCUCCAGGGGACACAUCAGGAGACCCAGAUAAGGAGGUGAAGCUCAUUGUCCUACACUGGCUGACGGUCAUCUUCAUCCUCAUGGGAGCUCUCCUGCUGCUGCUGCUGAUUGGAGUGUGUUGGUGUCAAUGCUGUCCUCAGUACUGUUGCUGCUACAUCCGCUGUCCCUGCUGUCCCACCCAUUGCUGCUGUCCCGAGCAAGCCCUGGCCCGCCACCGCUACCUGAAGGAGGCUCAGGCCCUAGGUCCUCAGAUGGUGGACAAACCCCUGUUCUGGGGGGCGGACAGGAGCUCACAGGUUUCAUCUUUUGCAAUGAACCCACUGCUUCAGCAAGGUUCGUCCUUCGGGUCCAGCCUUCCACAAAUGCCAUUGACUCAGGCAGCUGCUCACCCUCCCGUAGCCAACGGCGUUCUGGAAUAUUUGGAGAAAGAGCUUCGAAACCUCAACCCAGCCCAGCCUCUGCCCCACGACCUCAAAGCCCGGUCGGGCCAUCCGUGCAGCGUGCUGUCCUCCCUGGGCUCCGAGGUGAUAGAACGCAGGGUCAUCCACCUGCCCCCGCUGAUCAGAGACCCAGGGUCGUCCAGGGCCAGCGACUCCUCCCAACAGCGGUGGUCCUCCAGAGCCUGGGAUGUGAGCCAGGGCAGGAGGCAGCGCCAUCCCUCCAAUCUCCCCCUGGAUUUCCAGAACCGGGGCCCUAGACCCCGGUCCCCGGGGAGAAGGGAGCUGGACCCACGGUGGAGAGGGAGGCACCACAGCUCUAGGCCCCAUGGGUCUCCCACGCCCUGGUCAGACUGGGACAGCCUCAGCGAAGGCCCCUCAUCCAGUGAGUCCAGAGGGCGCCCCAGCCGCCCAGCUCCCCAGAGCCACCACGGGCACCAUGGUCAGGGGCACCAUGGUCAGAGGCCCCGCAGGCCUGGCCCCAGGGAUCCCCCUGCCCAGAGGCAGGGCAGAGGCCGGCCUCGCAGCUACUCCCCUCCGCUGCCCUCUGGCCCAAGCUCCUGGAGCUCCGAGGACGAGAAUGAGAAGCUACCCAGAGGCUGGGAGGUGCCCAGGCGGGGACAUCGCCAUUCACACUCCCCGAGCUGGCCAGAGGAAAAGCCACCCAGCUACUGCUCCCUGGAUGUCACUUCAGGCAAGAAUGGCAGGAAAAAAGGGAAUGUGGAGAGGCGCUCGGAGAGAGACAGCUCCCAUAGCGGGAGGAGUGUGGUGAUUUAGUCUCCGGGCGCGACACUACUUCCGUAGCUAACUUCUCAGCUCCCGUGUGUCACCUGCAGCCUCCCCUGCAUUUCCAGAUGCCUUGGGAAGGAUGCUGCACAUCUGCAUGUCACAGCGUGGGCUAGAUUCUGAGACUCACACAGAAGACUAGUGGAAGCAAGUCCCCGCGGGAUUCCCGACUAGCUUCAGCUGAGGUUCACGCCCUUGCCAUGGUUCUAUAAUCUCUCACUUGUAAGGGAUCCUAGCUGGCAUGGGAUCCCUCAGGAUCAUGGGAGCUGAGUCUUCAAAGAGGUUACAGUGUUCAAGAUUGUGGCACUCUGGCACUCUCUGAGUGAGAAGUCGGGAAGGUUUAAGAAGAAAUUGUCCUGUUUCCCAGAAGCAAGAAAUCUAUGGAGUAUUAUGGGGAAAUUUCCAUGGGAAUUUGUCUCCGUCUGUUGCAAAGCUUGAGGGUCUUUCCAUGUUAGGAGUCUAGCCUGGUGUCCCAGUUCAAAGCACUCCCGAAUUUCCAGUCAGACCCAGCCAGCAGUUUCAUACCUCUUUGCCCUUUCACAAGGUAUUUACUGUAACUGUAGGAAAAUCACAGGGAAACAGUCUUGCAACUACCUUAUUUCUGGAUUUUUGUUUGUUUGUUUUCUUGCUCGUUUUUCCCUUCUACAUCUAAAUUAUAUUUACUUAUAUAUUAUGUGUCCAUUGAAAUU